UACAUAUCCUCGGACCGGCUCUUUUAGGCGCCAAGUUGAAAAUGUCGGCUGGUGAUUCUGGUGCUGGCGAUAGACACGGUGUUUUUGAAUAUACCGAUUAUUUCUCUCUGGAUGAAAUACUAACAACAAAUGAGCGUAUUCCGUGCAAGAUUGAGCUGUCUAUUCCGAAUUUUGGCUCUUUGGACCCCUCGUCGGAAUCCCCGGACCUAAAACCGGGUACCAAGCUGGACCUUCCACUCUGGCUUGCUCGUCAGCUGUUGAAUAGACACGUUAUAGCCGUCGAAGUACCCAAGGUAUAUCGGGAAACAUACCGAGAAAUUUUAAGCGCUGAUGCUGCUGCAGUUGACCUGUACCGACUUCAGCCACAUUUCUACAACUUUGGCUUGCACAUCCAAAAUCUCCCAGUUCUGGACGCAGAUGACAUCAGCCAAGCUUUAAUUCAGGCAUUUAAGAGCCGGCUUCGCAAAAUCAUGGACCGUUCACAGAACGGAGUUCAAGAGGAUGCAACUGGAGUCUUGACAGCCCAGUUGGACAACACGGAACGCUCCCUCUUCGCAAUAAGCCAGAAAGCUGCGCUAGACUUCAAGCGAUGGCAGGGACGUCAAUCUCACAAGAUCAGCACCGUUCCUAUGGUUGUCAAUCAUCGCAAACGGAAACGGGCGGCCUUAGAUACCUCUUCCUGACCAACGUGGGGAAAUGAUAACGUGAUAGUGAUGAACAAAGUGUAUGUAUCGGUACAAAUGUACGAUAAAACAGUGAAAGUCUGA
This is a messenger RNA of Ornithodoros turicata, 767 nucleotides long. RefSeq names its product DNA replication complex GINS protein PSF3-like (gene Psf3). The transcript has 3 exons. Gene Ontology annotation, cellular component: GINS complex. The coding region runs from base 42 to 683 and encodes 213 amino acids. The record is from RefSeq and is a predicted model, not a curated record. NCBI's taxonomy places the organism in Eukaryota, Metazoa, Arthropoda, Arachnida, Ixodida, Argasidae. Gene Ontology annotation, biological process: mitotic DNA replication initiation.